This is a messenger RNA of Chrysochloris asiatica (Cape golden mole), 1095 nucleotides long. It is a transcript of the gene VPS36, whose product is annotated as vacuolar protein sorting 36 homolog (S. cerevisiae). Gene Ontology annotation, molecular function: ubiquitin binding; phosphatidylinositol-3-phosphate binding. The record is from RefSeq and is a predicted model, not a curated record. The coding region runs from base 1 to 1095 and encodes 364 amino acids. Gene Ontology annotation, biological process: protein transport to vacuole involved in ubiquitin-dependent protein catabolic process via the multivesicular body sorting pathway. Gene Ontology annotation, cellular component: late endosome membrane; ESCRT II complex. The transcript is spliced from 13 exons. Lineage: Eukaryota; Metazoa; Chordata; Mammalia; Afrosoricida; Chrysochloridae.
AUGGACCGGUUCUUGUGGACCAGCGGCCUCCUGGAGAUCAACGAGACCCUGGUGAUCCAGCAGCGCGGGGUGCGCAUCUAUGAUGGCGAGGAGAAGAUAAAAUUUGAUGCUGGGACCCUCCUUCUUAGUACACACCGACUAAUUUGGAGAGAUCAGAAAAAUCACGAAUGCUGCAUGGCCAUUCCCCUUUCUCAGAUUGUUUUCAUUGAAGAACAGGCAGCUGGAAUUGGGAAAAGUGCCAAAAUAGUAGUUCAUCUUCACCCAGCUCCUCCUAACAAAGAACCUGGUCCAUUCCAGAGCAGUAAGAAUUCCUACAUAAAACUUUCCUUCAAAGAACAUGGCCAGAUUGAGUUUUACAGGCGUUUAUCCGAGGAAAUGACACAGAGAAGAUGGGAGAAUAUACCAGUUUCCCAGUCAUUACAAACAAAUAGAGGACCCCAGCCAGGAAGAAUAAGGGCUGUCGGAAUUGUAGGUAUUGAAAGGAAACUGGAAGAAAAAAGAAAGGAAACUGACAAAAACAUUUCUGAGGCCUUUGAAGACCUCAGCAAGCUCAUGAUCAAGGCUAAGGAAAUGGUGGAGUUAUCAAAAUCAAUAGCUAAUAAAAUUAAAGAUAAACAAGGUGACAUCACAGAAGAUGAGACUAUCCGGUUUAAAUCCUACUUGCUGAGCAUGGGAAUAGCUAACCCAGUUACCAGGGAAACCUAUGGCUCAGGCACACAGUAUCACAUGCAGCUGGCCAAACAGCUGGUUGGAAUAUUGCAGGUGCCUUUAAAGUUACUUUCACCAGAAGAUUUAGUGAAUUCAUGCAAGAUGCUGGAUGCGCUGAAAUUACCUCUCAGGCUCCGAGUCUUUGACAGUGGCGUCAUGGUGAUUGAGCUUCAGUCCCACAAGGAAGAGGAAAUGGUGGCCUCAGCCCUAGAGACGGUUUCAGAAAAGGGAUCCUUAACAUCAGAAGAAUUUGCCAAGCUUGUGGGAAUGUCUGUCCUUCUUGCCAAAGAAAGAUUGCUUCUUGCUGAGAAGAUGGGUCAUCUUUGCCGAGACGACUCAGUGGAAGGCUUGCGAUUUUAUCCAAAUUUAUUUAUGACACAGAGCUAA